Messenger RNA from Perkinsus marinus ATCC 50983, 678 nucleotides. RefSeq lists its product as hypothetical. Bases 1 to 678 code for a protein of 225 amino acids. Gene Ontology annotation, biological process: COPII-coated vesicle cargo loading. The record is from RefSeq and is a predicted model, not a curated record. Lineage: Eukaryota; Perkinsozoa; Perkinsida; Perkinsidae. Gene Ontology annotation, molecular function: zinc ion binding; SNARE binding. Gene Ontology annotation, cellular component: COPII vesicle coat; endoplasmic reticulum exit site. The transcript has 7 exons.
AUGAGUGCCGAUGGAGCCUUCAUCAUCGAGGACGGGGAGAACAUCUUCCUAUGGUUGGGCCAAGGCAUAUCAGGCCAAUUUUUGAAUGGUGUUUUUGGUGUUGGGUCCCUUGUGGAGAUUGCUACCGAGUUGGGCUCAGCAGCCAUCGUCAGCACUGGAGAUGACAACUCCCUACGACUAGUGAAUAUAAUAGAACAGAUCAGACGAGAUCAUCGUCACUAUAUGCCGCUGGUCAUACUUCCUCAAGGCCAUCCGCAGGAGAAUAAGUUUUUCGAGAGGCUUGUGGCGGAUCGAACAGCAGGUACUCAGAUUUCCUAUGAGGAGUUUGUUCAGAGGCUGGGGCUCCGUGGGCAGACGGUACCUGUGGGCACUGCAGCUGCUAUGGGAGGCUUCCCACAGCAGCAGAUGAACAGCCCCCCUGCGAUGCCUGGUCAACAUCAACAGCAGCAUAUGGCCCAGGGCGGCAGGGGUAUGGGCGCUAUGGCACCCCCAAGUCUAGCUGGGCAGGCGGGUAUGGCACAGGGAGGACCCCCUCCUCCUCCACCUCUGCCCUCGAGGAUGGCUGCUGCCAGUCCGGGUGGUAACUAUGGCUAUCAGCAACAGGCCCCUCCGCCUCCUCCUCCUAGUAUGGGCAGCUACUCGUACCCUCCUGCGACCAAGCAGUCCUAUCGACAAUAG